AUGUUAUCUAUCUAUCUAUCUAUCUAUCUAUCUAUCUAUCUAUCUAUAAUUCCAUGCCUUUUACUUCAGUUGUCGUCAGCUUUCUACUUGAAGGAGCACAGGUACAAAAAGAAGAUAAGAGAAUAUGAAAAGGUGGAAACAAUUACGGACCCUGUGAAGGUGAAAUUGUUAAUGUCUCAACCAGCGAAGGAGGAAAUCAAGUUCACUCAGGUUCUAAUUCCAGACAAAUUCUCCAGAUAUGACAGCAUUGACCAAGACGGACACAUUACACUCAAAGAACUGAUUAAAACCACUGGGGCAGAGUACAAUGCACAAAAUGCAUUUCAAGCCGCUGAUGAAGACGCGGAUGGGGAAAUAAGCCAAGAAGAAUUCAAGAAAGCGCCUUGGGCGAUGAAGCCGACAUCAGUGAACAGUAAAGACGACAAAGAUUUCAUCGAUGAAGCUAAGAUUGAAAAUGUCGUUGUCGAAGCUGACGAGGAAGUCAAAAUGGAAAGGAACCGUAAGGGAGGAGAUGAUAUAGACGUGGAGGGAGACGAAGAAAGAGAUGCUGAAAAAGUAGGUGAUAUAGAUGAAGACGAAAAAAUUCUUGUCGGAAAAGACUUCGUGAGAGAUAACGAGAAAGAAAAUAAAUUAGAAAGAGUAGAAGUAAAGAACGUUGAACUGGGAGUGGAGAGCGAAAGAGAAGAUGAAGACAUUGAUCAGAAAAUAAUCGACGGAGAGGACGCAAAAGAGCUUUUGGAAGAAACGGAAGGUAAACCGGUGGGCGAAGGGAGGAACGCGGUAGGAGUAGAAAACGCCGCGACAGAAAAAGAUAUUUUAAGAGGAGGAGUUGAUAGAAAGGUGGAAGUGGGAGAAGAAGCUAUGGCCAAACCUGGAAACGCGGAACAUGUAGGAAAUGAAACAGCUGAAGUCGGAGGAGGAAAAGCGGGAGGAGUUCGGUUAUGCAUCUAUAUAAGCCGUAUGUGA
Messenger RNA from Acanthosepion pharaonis, 966 nucleotides. The record is from the annotation of a GenBank genome assembly. Lineage: Eukaryota; Metazoa; Mollusca; Cephalopoda; Sepiida; Sepiidae.